GCAACCUAUAUAAGGGGCCAAGGUAAUCAACAAAGUCGAGGCCUAUGCAACAGCUAUGAGAGGCAUCUGUCUAGCCUAGAAGGGGUCAAGGGUUGACUUUAAGGGAGGGCAUGUCAAAUGUCGAGUGUCCAGCUCCAGUUACCUGGCUGAUCGCGGAUAAUGAGUAAUUUCGAAUAUCGCGACCAGGUCUGUCUGAUGAAGGGUCAUGCCGUGGGCGACUUUCUCCUGAUGUCCGCAGUGACGGCUGAUCGAAGGUUCGCUAGCACGAGUGAGCGGAGCGCCGUGAAGUCCGACGGCGGAGAGAGCGUGGAAGACACUCCAAAGCCGCAUGAAGAGGAGGAAGAGGAGGAAGAGGAGGAAGAGGAGGAAGGAGAGGAGGAGGAGGCGGACAACGAGAAAGAGGAGGAAGGGAAGCAGAAGGGAGUCAAGAAGGAGGAGGAGGAAGAACAGGAGAACGAGAAAGGAGAGGAGGGGGAGGAGGAGGAGGUGGUAGAGGAGGACGAGGAGGAGGAGAACGAGAAAGAAGAGGAGGAAGUGAAGUAGGAGGAUGUAAAGGAGGAGAAGGAGGAGGAGGAGGAGGAGGCGGAGGAGGCGGAGGAAGAGGAGGAGAAAGAGGAAGGAGAGGAGGAGGGGGAGGGGAGGAGAACGAGGAAGAGGAGGAGGAAUUGUACGAGCAGCAAUCGGUACAAGGUGAAUAAAAAAAUAAAAAUAAAAACGAUUAUUAAAUUUAUUGUGGAGAGGAUUUUUUUUUUUUUUUUGUGGAGAGAAAUUUAGGGUUGCGACUCGGACGAGAAAUAGAUGACAGAGGGAAAUGAAAGGUAGGAGAGAGU
Messenger RNA from Chara braunii, 830 nucleotides. Lineage: Eukaryota; Viridiplantae; Streptophyta; Charophyceae; Charales; Characeae. The record is from the annotation of a GenBank genome assembly.